Molecule: messenger RNA, 4429 nt
Organism: Cololabis saira (Pacific saury)
Lineage: Eukaryota; Metazoa; Chordata; Actinopteri; Beloniformes; Belonidae
Product: putative nuclease HARBI1
Exons: 4
Coding region: 37-1323 (428 amino acids)
Source: RefSeq, a predicted model, not a curated record
UUGUUUAGCUUCCGGCUUUUCCGGUCACAGUGAACAAUGGCGGUCGAGAGGGAGAGAAAUAUGAUCUUGCUGGAGUUGGAGUUGUUGGAUGUGAAAGAAAGUAUCCUUAUCCUGAAACGAAUUCUUCGCAACAGAAGAAGGACGGGGAGAAGGAGGAGAUGGGAUGUGCGCCCGUUGAACCAGUCGAGGCAGAAUACGGGGGAAUAUUCAGUGCUUGUUCGACCUUUGCGAGACGUUAAUGAAGAAAUGCUUUUCGGGAACUUUAGAAUGUCGGCAAGCCGAUUUAACGAUCUGCUUCGUCUUGUGCAGCCGCUGAUAUCUCACCAGAGCACACACUCCAUGCCUGUUGAUGCUGCCCAGAGACUUGCAGUUACUUUGCAAAUUUUAGCGUCUGGUGGCAGCCAACAGGCUGUUGCAGCGAGCUACAAGUUGUCCUCCAGCACUGUGUCUGGUGUACUGUCAGAGGUCUGCAAAGCUUUAUGGACGGCCCUGCAGCCGGAAUUUCUUCCAUGCCCUUCAACUAGCCAGUGGGAAGCUAUUGCUGCAGAAUUUUGGCAAUUGUGGAACUUCCCGAACUGUAUAGGAAGCGUCGACGGGAAGCACAUCAAAAUCAAGGCACCGCGACGCUCCAAGAGUGGCUACUUCAAGGGUUCUCGCUCCAUUGUUAUGAUGGCAACAUGUGAUGCAAGGUAUCGCUUCACCAUGUUGGACAUGGGCGGAUAUGGAACGGAAAGUGACGGGGGCAUUUUCAAGGAGAGCAAAUUUGGUUCGAUGCUGCUCGACCAUGAGCUCAAUCUGCCCGCACCAGCGAAACUCCCUGGAACACAAGUCCAAAUCCCCCAUGUGAUUGUUGGUGAUGCUGCCUUCCCCCUGCACAGCAAUCUCAUGUCCCCCUUCCCAGGGGCAAAUCUGAGCAUGGAGAAGCAGAACUUCAAUUACCGUCUUUCCAGAGCCAGGCGGGUCAUUGAAAACAGCUUUGGAAUCAUGAUGGCAAGGUGGAGGAUUCUUGGACGGCAUGUAGAGUUCCUGCCAGAGAAGACCGUGGAUGUUGUAAAGGCAUGUGUUGUCCUGCACAACUACCUGGCCUACACUGACGAUCUGAACACACCAGAGACCAAAUACAUACCACCAAGCUUUGCGGACUAUGAUUCAGGUGGAUUAGUGGAGCCUGGGGAGUGGCGAAGCCUGGUAACAGGGGACUCAAAUCUGAUGGGGCCCAUAGAUCCCUCACAGAUGUCAAAGAACCGUUCCAACACAGCUGCCCAGGCUGUCCGCAACCAUUUGACUGCCUUCUUUCUGUCGCCGCAGGGAAGUGUGGAAUGAAUCUGCAUGUCUUGAAUCAUUAAUCCAUCCAUUGAACCAGACAUCCCCCUCUGUCCACCUUCUUCACCCCUUUUUAUGAAGAUGGUACAAUGUCAGUACCAAAGUAUCCUGGGUCUGUUUUGGAUACAACCUGAACAAAUCCAGAACAAUUUCUCCAGGAAGAAGAAAAAUAGACAAACAACCAAACAAACAAAAAACCCUGCAAAAUGUAUAACAAUGUGCUCACUUUAAAGCAGCAACAGCAAGAACAAAAUACAAAAAUAACAUAAUCAACAAAACAAAAAGGAAAAAAAAUAUUGGGCACGAUUCCUUAAAAAAAAAGAAAACAAGUUUAUUCUAUUUGAUCAUCCAAUUUAUAGUUUGAUGAAACGUUAUAUCACAAAAAGAUUAGUUUUUCAGCACAAAGCCUGAUUAAAAAAUGGUUAACUAUGUCAGCUAAGCAGCUUUCUUUUUAAAUGCAACUUUGUUGUAUUUACAGUCCAUCUCCUUCUUCGUAUUUCUAAGUCCCACUUCACACAGACUUCCCGUCAUCCAGAUAAAUGCCACUAAAUGGAUCCAUUCCUCUUUUCCUCGCUCUUGGUCUUCUAGUUCUCAUUUUCGUAAAUCAAAUCGUUUGCUUUGCCAGAGUUUGGCAAAUUAGCGCUGUUCAGCCCAGAUCCUUAGCAGCUUGUUUCAUUUCACUGCAGUUGACAUAAAUGCCAUCCAUUGUUGUCUAGAAUUAAAGCAAACAUUUUAAGGUGUUAAUUUUUGUGCAGGUGAAUUUUAAUUAGAUUCCUGAGUAUUAAAAUUAACGUAUAGGAGGUUAAACUCAAUUUAAAGUACCUCCUUGUCAUCUUCUUUAAAAAGUUGACCAGAAGCAGCAGUGUUGGUUUCAGCUUUACUCAGAGCCCUGAAAAAUACAAAAGAACAUAUUAAAUGUAAAAGAAACUCAUGUAUUGGUCCAUUGAGUGAGGCCACAGCAGAGGCAAGUUCUUGGGGGGAAAAAAAAUCACAAAUGAAAAAUAACUAGACUGGUCAACCAACAGAAAGUGGGUCACAUUAACUGAUUGGUAACCAAGAGGCUUGAAAAAUGUUAAGCAAUUCAAGUAAAUCAUCAGACAAAAGAUAAAGUAUGAAAGUCCUGAGAGUCAUGUGUGCUUAUGUGGUCAGAAAAAGGUUAGAGGGAAAUUUGAGAAGAUGAAAGAAGGAUUAUAUCAUAAGGAGGAUGUUACUGUUACGCCUCUGAAAAAAGGCGAGGAAAAAUCACAAGAGUGAAUUGGUCUUUUCCGAACCAUAGCAUUUACUCAAGUGCAACACAAUGUUAACAAUAACAACAGUUACAGAGGUUACAAAUCAUCUGACAUUAAUAAAACAUAAUAUUCCCUCUGAGACAUACAUCCCAUUUUCACUAAAUGUAAAUAAUGUCUUCUAUUAGCCCUAAAUGUAAAUAAUGUCUUCUAUUAGCCCUAAAUGUAAAUAAUGUCUUCUAUUAGCCCUAAAUGUAAAUAAUGUCUUAUAUUAGCCCUAAAGGUAAAUGUCUUAUAUUAGCCCAAGAACUUUAGUAGCCUCUUGCCAAAAAUCAUAAAACCUCCUUAAUAACACAUAAACAACACUGUUCACAAUACAUUUACAUUAUAUGCACCUGUUGACUUGCAAACAAUAGGAAAACUAGACGUAGAUACACAAAACGACGGCAGGUCCAUGCACACCGGCGGUGCACAAAAUAGCGGCGGCUCUGUCCGCACGUACGGUUAGGGGUGGGUAUUGGGAAGGACCUCACGAUACGAUACGCAUCACGAUACUUGAGCCACGAUACGAUACACAUUGCGAUAUCCCGAUUAUGCGAUAUCCCGAUUAUUAUAUUCUACAUAGUUCACCGAAAAAUUUUAAAAUGCAUUACACAUCUUAAAAUCCAAGUUGUAUAUAUGUACAUCAGAUGAUAGUGAUGGAUCUUAAAAUCCGAGUUGCACGUUCAUCAGAUUAUAGUGACAAUUCAUGGGACAAACUGAGUCAAAAAAACAAUGUUUUAUUAUAACUAUACAAGCUAAAGUUACAACAUAUUUGUAUAUGUUUUUCAUAUUAUUUACAUCAUAUGAAAUUAACAUUAAAUUUAGUAUGAGGUUGCUUUAAUAAUGUGGCAAAUGAUAAUAAACAAGAAAGAUGGGUACUAAAACCAAGGACAGGCACAGUGAUCAGUCAGUAUAGAUAUAAAUCCAUAAAUAAAUAAACCUCUGUCCAUUAUUUUUCAUUUUUUAAGGACAGGCAAUUGUGUUAUAUAAAAAAUAAAUUAUAAAAUGAAAUAAAACGUGAAAUAAAACCUGAGCUCAGUGCAGGGCCCUCCCAAGGUUGGUAGAGAGUGGCAAUGCCCAGGACUGUCACUUAGGUAGGAGCACUGGGUGAUAUAAUGGGAAAAAAAUUGGGGAUAAAAAAAAAAAAUUGAUAUUAAAAUUUUUAAUAUCGAUAUUGAAUCGGCUGGAAAAGUAUCGCGAUAUAUUGCCAUAUCGAUAUUUUUGCCCACCCCUACGUACGGUACACAAAAUGGCGGCGGCUGCUCCGUGCUCCACACACACACAUACAGACACACACACGCUCAACAACACUCGGUAAAACUCUGCUCUAACCAAACAUAAACAUUCUCUAACUGCUCCGAAACAUAUCACAAACGUAUUCCGACCAUUUACAUAGCAAAUUUUAAGGAUAACAUACCUGGACAAAAAGGCGAGGAAAAAUCACAAGAGUGAAUUGGUCUUUUCCGAACCAUAGCAUUUAUUCAAGUGAGGAAACACCGCCAUUUCUCAGAGGUAUGUGGGCGGAGGCAAAGGCAAUCGAUCCCAGAACCCUCAGAUUACGACUAAUUAAAUGUCACAGAUAAGCACUGAAAUAAAAAUACUUCUUAGCCUUUUAACAAGUUUUACCAUUUUUAGACAGUUUUAACACCUUAUGAACUCUUAACUUGCGACGGAUCAUUUUAAUCAUAUAAGCAUUUCUAUGAGUUUUUAAAUCUUUUUAAGCAGUUUUAUAUUAAAGACCAUGAACUGAUUGUCAUUUUAAGCCUGUUAACAAAUCAUUUGUAUUAUAUUUUUAACUUGUAGCAGAUGAAAAUAUAACACUUUUAAUUUGUCACCCU